Hyla sarda is the source of this 2898-nucleotide messenger RNA. RefSeq names its product T-box transcription factor 5 (gene TBX5). Gene Ontology annotation, cellular component: nucleus. The transcript is spliced from 8 exons. Gene Ontology annotation, biological process: cell fate specification; regulation of transcription by RNA polymerase II; cardiac left ventricle formation. Bases 1 to 1569 code for a protein of 522 amino acids. Gene Ontology annotation, molecular function: RNA polymerase II cis-regulatory region sequence-specific DNA binding; DNA-binding transcription factor activity, RNA polymerase II-specific. The record is from RefSeq and is a predicted model, not a curated record. NCBI's taxonomy places the organism in Eukaryota, Metazoa, Chordata, Amphibia, Anura, Hylidae.
AUGGCGGACACAGAUGAGGGAUAUGGGAUGCCCGAUACUCCAGUGGAACCAGACCCCAAGGAGUUGCAGUGUGAUCCUAAGCAGGAUAGCCAGCUAGGGGCCAGCAGCAAGACCCCAACCUCCCCACAAGCAGCCUUUACUCAGCAGGUAAGGCAGGGAAUGGAAGGCAUCAAGGUCUUCCUGCAUGAACGGGAGUUAUGGAUGAAGUUUCAUGAAGUAGGCACAGAGAUGAUCAUCACCAAGGCCGGAAGGCGUAUGUUUCCAAGCUACAAGGUAAAAGUUACUGGCCUCAAUCCAAAGACCAAGUACAUCCUUCUCAUGGAUAUUGUGCCAGCAGAUGACCACAGAUACAAAUUUGCAGAUAACAAAUGGUCAGUUACUGGGAAAGCUGAACCUGCAAUGCCUGGGCGUUUGUAUGUUCACCCCGAUUCUCCUGCUACUGGUGCACAUUGGAUGAGGCAGCUAGUGUCGUUCCAGAAACUGAAGCUCACAAAUAACCAUCUAGACCCUUUUGGACAUAUCAUUCUGAAUUCCAUGCACAAAUACCAGCCUCGGCUUCACAUAGUUAAAGCAGAUGAAAACAAUGGAUUUGGGUCCAAGAACACUGCUUUUUGCACCCAUGUAUUCUCAGAGACUGCGUUUAUAGCUGUAACAUCUUACCAAAACCACAAGAUAACCCAGUUAAAGAUUGAAAAUAACCCUUUUGCCAAGGGAUUUAGAGGAAGUGAUGAUAUGGAGCUGCACCGCAUGUCCAGGAUGCAAAGCAAAGAGUAUCCUGUUGUUCCAAGAAGCACUGUGCGACAGAAGGUUACAUCGAAUCAUAGUCCAUUCCCUUCUGAAUCACGCAAUAUAACUAGUUCCUCCAACCUCAGUUCCCAGUAUCAGUGUGAGAAUGGUGUAAGCAGCACCUCUCAGGACCUAAUGCCUCCUUCCAACUCAUAUACUUCCUUGCCACAUGAACCGGGCCCUAUAUACCAUUGUACAAAAAGGAAAGCAAGUGAAGAAACAGCUGAGCAUCCUUAUAAAAAGCCCUAUAUGGAUACAUCACCAAGUGAGGAAGACCCCUACUUCAGGUCUGGGUACCCCCAGCCAUCCUCCUCUUCUUCAUCUUCAACAUCCUUUCGCACAGAGUCUGCCCAACGUCAGGCAUGCAUGUAUGCUAACUCAACACCUGCCACAGAGCAAGUUACAGGCAUAGAAGACAUUUCUUGUAAUAGUUGGUCAAGUGUACCCUCCUAUAGCAGCUGUACUGUGGGAGGAGGCAUGCAGUCCAUGGAACGACUGCCUUACCAGCACUUCUCUGCUCAUUUCACCUCCAGUUCACUCAUGCCCAGACUGGGUAAUCAUGCAGGUUCACAGUCUGCCGAUACCCACACUAUGUUUCAACAUCAACCUUCUCACCAGGCUAUUGUGAGGCAAUGUGCGCCUCAGUCUGGAUUACAACAGGCAUCAUCAAUUCAGUCCUCUGACUUCCUUUACCCUCACGGUGUUCCACGGACCUUAUCUCCACACCAGUACCACUCUGUCCACGGAGUAGGCAUGGUGCCAGACUGGAAUGAGAACAGCUAACAAAACAGACAUGAGACAAAUAUUUUGGGUAAAGUCUAAGCAAAGUGUCUCUAGACCACACAAAGUGGACCUAUGUCAAAAGGACAAGAUUUGUACGCUGAACUUUAUUUCUGGAAAACCUCAAAACAAACUUUCACCUUGGUCUUUCACUUUCUCCCUACUUCUGACACAAGUAUCACGAGUAUAGGACAGUAAACAAAUCGUAGAUGGGUGAUACAUUGGUGAAGAAAAGAAGUCUGUUGUAAAGAGCCUACGUAUAGGCUUUGCACUUCACACAACAGGCUGCACCACAAUGGUGCCUACAUGUAUAAGAAAGAAAGUGAAAAACUCAUGCACUUCAAGAAUUCACCUGCAUGCCUCUGCCAUAAAUAACUGGGUGUUUGCAGUGAAAUACACUGUGUGAUAUUGGAGGCUAGAACUCUGGGUUUAGAAACAUGUCAGUAAAAAAGGGGACACAGCAAGGUUGUGUUGGAGAGUGGCAAUGAAACCAUCAUUCAACUAUGCCUUCCAGGAUAUUCUGGAUUUUUUUUUUAUGUGUGAAAGGAAGGAAAACGGGGGAGGGUGUGUGUGAUACAUUUAAGUAUCCACAAAUGUACACAUGGCCUAUGUAAUUUGGGGGGGGGGGGGGGGGAUUUAUCAUUAAUACAUGCUGUGUAUUUUGCUUUGAAUUGUUGCAAAAUUUUGAGCAGCCCACACACUGUGCAAAAAGUUGAGACUCUAUAGAGGUGUAGGCGACACAAACUUUUGCUUUUUGGUUUAUGUACUAUUGGUGCACUGGUCAUUAAAUAGAUGAGGAGUCCAACUAAUGCUAAAUUACAAAUGGGAAAACAAGACUAUCAUUAGCUUUAGUAUCAUGCACAUAAUAGAAACUCAGUAAAUGAUAAAUUCCCCCCUUUGUUUAAAAAAAUCAGGUCAACAAAGUUCUAAAAUAAGUUGCAACUCACCAACUAUUCUGUAAUAAACAUAACAAAUCCAAAUGGCCCAAGUCUACCCAGCUUAAGGUUAAAAUAUAGCUUGUAUACUGCAAAUAGAUUCUACCCCUUUUGCCUACAAGUAUAUAGUUGUGAAAGCAUUUUUUUGAUACUCAAAUAAGAACAAGUCCAUUAACAGAUAUUUACUAUCAGAACAUAUUUAAGUUUGCAGUGAUAAAUUCAAGCUACUUCCCAUUGGUCUAAUUCCCAUUGGUGCCAGUCUAACCUUAUGACAUGGGUUCUGUUUCCCUGCCCUCUCCAGGAACACGAUGUGCUAUGUUUGUUAACUGUUGUGUUAUUGACAUUGUUAUAUAAUAAAAGAUAAUAUAUUUUUUUUCUGCUUGAUCUUUGUGGGAGU